AUGAAGCCGAUCAAGUUAGGUAGCAGCUUCUCCCUUGUUGCGUCGGUGUUGGCGAGAAAUGUUCAUGCCCAAUGUCAAGGCGCCGAGGUGAUAACUCGCGACAUCGCCAUCGUCGGCGGAGGUGCGACAGGCACCUAUGCGGCUAUCAACCUAAAAGACCAGGGCAAGUCAAUUAUCGUCAUCGAGAAACGGGGGGCGUUAGGCGGUCACACCUCCACGUACCACGACCCUACAACAGGAACCCCUAUCAAUUACGGCCUGCAACUGUACCAUGAUGAUGAGGUCUCCCGCUCCUUUUUCGCUCUUCUCAAUAUAACUGUCAGCGGAGGCACAUUCCCCAUCAGCAAGAUUCCGCUAUAUAUCGACUUCACGGAUGGCUCACCUGUUUUAAACUACUCCAUCCCUCCUCUCAAUGAAGACUACUUCCAGGCACUCCACAAGUACCCUUAUCUUGAAAAUGGCCUCGAGCUGCCCGACCCAGUGCCUGAGGAGUUACUCCUGACCUGGGCUGAGUACAUGGAACAGUUCAAUCUUACCGAUGAUGCUAUCGCCACGUACUCUAGGCCGGCCGUCCCCGGUGAUUUAACUAAGAUCCUCGCCUUAUAUGUCUUCAAUAAUCUCAACACGGUCAUGCUGGAAGAAGAGCUCGAGGGCAAGAUCAUUGUCAAUGCCAAUGGCGAUUUGGCUGAGCCUUAUAGUAACGCCCUAGCCGAGCUCGGUUCUGAUGUUCUUCUUAACUCUGUCGUGACCGACGGCCAACGAGGCAGCAAGCCCGCCGACGGGGUGAGGCUCUGCGUAUCGACCCCCGAAGGUAGCAAACGUGUCAUCGCCAAACAGCUGGUGUUUUCGGCACCACCCGUGCUGGAGAACCUAGAGCCAUUCGGCCUAGAUGAGCGGGAAACGAACAUCAUAUCGCAGUUCGAGGGGGGAUUCUACUACACAGGAGUUGUUACAAACUUGGGGCUACCGACGAAUUAUAGCUACGUGAACCGGGGACAGAAGACACAGUCCCACGUGGCGAGCUUACCGGGAGUCGUAAUGUUCAACCCUACAAACGUAGAGGGGACGUAUUACUACUGGUAUACAUCCCUCUCGGACCUGACGAAGGAGCAAGUGGAGACGGAGACGCGCGACACGCUCAAGCUCCUGCAGAAGACGGUAGCGGGUGCAGAUGCGAAUGCCGAGCCGCAGUUCGUAGCUUAUAAGAGCCACACACCGCUGCACCCGACUGCUAGCGCGGACGCUAUUCGUAAGGGUAUCUACCGCGACAUAUACUCCUUGCAGGGCUACCGCAACACUUGGUACACCGGUUCACUCUUAGUUACCGGGUCUUCCCAGCUAUGGAACAUUACCAGCCAGCUUCUUCCGAGGAUUAUUGCUGCUUCAGAACAGUAG
Daldinia loculata is the source of this 1395-nucleotide messenger RNA. RefSeq names its product FAD/NAD(P)-binding domain-containing protein. The record is from RefSeq and is a predicted model, not a curated record. The transcript has a single exon. Bases 1 to 1395 code for a protein of 464 amino acids. Lineage: Eukaryota; Fungi; Ascomycota; Sordariomycetes; Xylariales; Hypoxylaceae. Gene Ontology annotation, molecular function: oxidoreductase activity.